UCGUAGUAGUAGUAUUGGCUUUACGCUCGAGUGUGACGGUAGGACCUGCAUCCACAUUUUGCACGUUGCACGUAUGAAACUAAAGGCAUGAGAUGUUUAUCCUCGGCAUUUCCGUGACACUUCUUAGAAGGUAUCGUGAAUUCUCUUGUUUAACGCACUUUACGCUGUGUUUUGCUGUGGUUCCGUUAUUACUAAUGCACUGUCAACCAACAGGAUGAACCCCACUGGGCUCUCACAGACAAACUAUAAACGCCUAGACUCACUCGGUCUUGUCUUACAAAGCGUUAGUACGAGAGCAUAUCUGGUUUUAGUCAGGUUAUCUCAUUAGCUUCUCUGAAAACUAGGCAAUGCAACCUGCAGAUGUGAAGCAGUGUAAGUGCAGCUCAUGCAGAUCAGGUUCGCAUUCCCUAUUCUGAAAGACAUCUGAAAGUGUGUAUCGUUAGUGCCGAAAACAUCCACAGCACGCAGCCCCGCGCGGCGCUUGGGUUUCUCUUCUUUCAGUAUUAUGUAUACAGUAAUGUGUAGCUUUUCUUUUCUAAAGUUACCAGAGGCAAGCGCCCACGCAAUGCACGGUGGUCAGUCACCGGCUCUUUCUUUAAGACACAGCAGAGUCAUUGCAUCCAAGCUCGAGAUGACGCUUCAGAACGGACCGGUCGUGUCCGCCCACAGCUGCUCGAGCACGGCCCACAAGAACAACAAGCUGAGCUGGGACCUGACCCCAGAAGAGAUCAGACAUCAGACGCAGAGACUGAUCCAGAGGAUAAAACGAGCCUAUGACGCUGUGGGCUCGGUGGACGUGGGGAAGGUGUGCUUGGAGAAUACACUGCAAGUCAUUGCAGAUGCAAAGGCAGAUUAUGCCGCUUCACGCCACGUGUUGGACUUCCCUCAGUAUGUCUCUCCGUGUAAAGAGGUGAGGUUGGCGAGCACCGAGGCUGACAAACGCCUGUCGGACUUCGAUGUGGAAGUGAGCAUGAGGCCGGACGUGUUUCUGAGACUCAUAGCCCUGCAGGAAAAACAAUCCGGCAAUUUAUCGCCUGAGGCGGAGAGAUUCCUGGGACGACUCAUAAAGUUAGGGAAACGGAACGGAUUGCACUUGUCCAAGGAUAUACAAGAAGAAAUCAAGUCGAUCUCGAAGCAAAUAAGUGAACUCUCCAUUGAUUUCAACCAAAAUCUGAAUGAAGAAAACACGGUGCUGUUUUUCUCACAUCAAGAGCUUGUGGGUCUUGCAGAAAGCUACGUGAACGGUCUCGAGAAAACAGAAGAUGGGCGGUACAAAGUCACCCUUGCUUAUCCGCACUACUUCCCCCUGAUGAAAAGAUGUCACGUUCCCGAAACCAGGAGGAAGAUGGAGAUGGCCUUUCACAGCAGGUGCAAAGAUGUGAACACUUCUAUCCUGGAACAGCUGAUUGAGUUGCGGGCAAGGCUCGCCAAACUCCUGGGCUUCAGCAGUCAUGCCAAUUAUGUCCUGGAAAUGACCAUGGCCAAAAACUCAGAGAAUGUGGCACAGUUUCUAGAUGAGUUGUAUAAGAGGUUGAGACCAGUGGGCGAACAGGAGCGGCAGUACCUGCUGUCACUCAAACGUGCUGACUGCGAGAGGCGGGGCUUGGGGUUUGAUGGACAGCUCCACGCGUGGGACAUGCCCUACUACAUGAACCAGGUGGAACAAGUGAAGUUUGCGGUGGAUAAGGACAAACUGAUCGAGUACUUCCCUCUGGAGGUGGUGACCGAGGGCCUGCUAAACAUCUAUCAGGAUCUCUUGGGUCUGAGUUUCCAGCAGGUGGAGGACGCUCACGUGUGGCACGACAGCGUCAAACUCUACUCUGUACAGGACUCUGUGACCGGAGAGGAGAUCGGACAGUUUUACUUGGACUUGCAUCCCAGGGAGGGUAAGUAUGGUCAUGCUGCAUGCUUUGGGCUCCAGCCAGGAUGUCUUGGGCCUGAUGGGAAACGUAGAAUGUCUGUAGCUGCCAUGGUGGCCAACUUCACGAAACCCACAAGCGGCUGGCCCUCGCUCCUGCAGCACCAUGAGGUGGAGACCUUCUUCCACGAGUUCGGACAUGUCAUGCAUGAGCUCUGCUCCCGGGCCUGCUACGCAGAGUUCAGUGGGACGCAGGUGGAGACUGAUUUUGUGGAGGUGCCAUCACAGAUGCUGGAGAACUGGGUUUGGGAGAAGGAGCCGCUGAGGAGGAUGUCCCGCCACUACAAAGAUGGCAGCCCGAUCCCAGACGGUCUGCUGGAGAAACUCAUUGCAUCUAGAGUGGCCAAUACAGGUCUGAUGAACCUCAGGCAGAUUGUUCUCAGUAAAGCUGACCAGACGCUCCACGCUAAAGACAGAGCGGAUACCGCGGCCGAGUUCGCCAAGCACAGCCAAGACAUCCUGGGAAUCCCAGCCACACCAGGCACGAAUAUGACGGCUAGUUUCAGUCAUUUAACCGGGGGAUAUGACGGGCAGUACUACAGCUACCUCUGGAGCGAGGUCUACUCCAUGGACAUCUUCUUCAGUCGCUUCAAAAAGGAAGGAAUCUUGAAUCCAAAGGUGGGCAGGGAGUACAGGAGAGUGGUCCUGGAAGCCGGAGGUUCGGUGGACGGCAUGGAGAUGCUGAAGACCUUCCUGGGUCGAGAACCCCGCCAGGACGCGUUUUUUCAGUGUAAAGGACUCACGCAAACUAUUACAGAGCAAAAGUCACAUUGAUUGUGAGCUACAGGAAGUGAAGAACUCAUUAAUAAUUGAACUGUGCACUGAUAAAAUACAGUACCAGUUAUAUACAAGGAAAAUGCCUGUGUGAUGUGCAGGAGUCUGUACGUCCGGAAUGAAUGUUUUUGAAGGGAUUCAGAAUGCAAGCGUGUAAAUAAGUAUGCAGAUUCAUUAAUAUGGCACUGCACGCGUGCUAUUGCACACUAGACUGAAAAAUUCUCGUUUUGUGCAAUAUGCAACAGCCAUUAUAUACAAAAAGAUCUCGUCCUGAAAAGUCACAGGCAGUAUAAAAUGAACACUAGGAGGAGACAAACAUCACCUUUUCGCUUUAUUAUUCAAUUGUAGCUGUCGUUAUUGAUCGAUUAUCUGUUAAAUAAAACUGCUUUCAGACAUGAAA
Molecule: messenger RNA, 3092 nt
Organism: Puntigrus tetrazona (Sumatra barb)
Lineage: Eukaryota; Metazoa; Chordata; Actinopteri; Cypriniformes; Cyprinidae
Gene: nln
Product: neurolysin (metallopeptidase M3 family)
Exons: 12
Coding region: 506-2692 (728 amino acids)
Biological process (GO): proteolysis; peptide metabolic process
Cellular component (GO): mitochondrial intermembrane space
Molecular function (GO): metalloendopeptidase activity
Source: RefSeq, a predicted model, not a curated record